UUUUCUGACCGUUAGUUCAGAUUCUGUUGUUCCUCCCUUGACGCUAUCGCGCACUACACCCACUACAUACUCUUUUCUCUAUAUACAAUCCCCAUCUCAUCUCCCCCUCUCCCCCAAAAAGCCGCCUCCCAUUUCCAUUUUCUAUCCCAAAACCCUAUCUCGUCGACUCCCUCCCUCUCCCCACAACUAUGAAGCACUCGAUUUUCGUAUCUCCUAUCCUUGUUCUUCUCUUCGUCCUACUUUCUCCUCUUUCUUCCCAUGCUUUUCUCCGAUUGCCUCCGAAUGCGUACUUUCCGUCCGUGCACGCCGAGAAGUUGAUCCGGCAGCUGAAUUUGUUCCCCAAACAGCUCAUCAACAUCGCCGAUCACGACCCUCUGUCUUCUUCCUCCUUUUCUGAAGCUGAGAAAAUUGUUGAAAGGCCGUUGAAGUUAUCCAACUUAGUCUCCGAUCCUAGCGUCACCGUUCAAGACCUUGCUCAUCAUGCUGGUUAUUUCAAAAUUGAGCACUCCCAUGCCGCCAGGAUGUUUUACUUUUUCUUCCAAUCACGCAACAGCAAGAAAGACCCAGUCGUUAUCUGGUUGACUGGCGGACCUGGUUGCGGCAGUGAAUUAGCACUCUUUUAUGAAAAUGGACCUUUCAGUAUUGCUAAAAACUUGUCUCUUCUCUGGAAUGACUAUGGCUGGGACAAGGUCUCGAAUUUAUUGUACGUGGACCAGCCCAUUGGAACUGGCUUCAGCUACAGCACUGAUAGGCGUGAUAUUCGUCAUAACGAAGACGGAAUUAGCAACGACUUAUAUGACUUUUUGCAGGCUUUCUUUUCAAAGCAUCGUGAGUUCGCAAAGAAUGACUUCUACAUAACAGGGGAAUCAUAUGCUGGUCAUUACAUUCCAGCUUUUGCUGCUAGAGUGCACCGUGGAAACAAAGCUAAGGAAGGAAUUCACAUCAAUCUGAAGGGAUUUGCUAUUGGUAAUGGGCUGACUGAACCAGGAAUCCAGUAUGGAGCAUACACUGAUUAUGCACUGGACAUGGGGAUUAUUUCAGACUCUGAUCAUGACCGUAUCAACAAGGUGCUUCCAGUGUGUGAGACAGCAAUAAAGCUUU
Messenger RNA from Coffea eugenioides, 1101 nucleotides. Its product is annotated as serine carboxypeptidase-like 49. The annotation marks the transcript as partial. Gene Ontology annotation, cellular component: vacuole. Lineage: Eukaryota; Viridiplantae; Streptophyta; Magnoliopsida; Gentianales; Rubiaceae. Gene Ontology annotation, molecular function: serine-type carboxypeptidase activity. Gene Ontology annotation, biological process: proteolysis. The record is from RefSeq and is a predicted model, not a curated record. The transcript has 5 exons.